CGUGCCUUUGUGCCACUGCUCGAUGCGUACGGCCUGCUUUGCUCCCUGCGUGCGUCUUUCCCACAUCCGCACGUUUCAGCCGCAACAGCCAAUGCCACGGCUCUUUCCCGUCUCUCCGGUCUUGGUCUCGCUCUUUCGAUCGCAUUUUUAAAUGCAGAAACGUCUACGUCGUACCGACGACGUUGGGCUGAGUCCACUGAAGGCGCCGAAGCUAAUCGAUGCGUCGUUGGUUUCCGUUGUGAAGGGCGAGGUGGGCGAUGGCUCGCCCCGAAACCCUUUUCGACUUCCGCUGCGCACGGAGCCAAACCGGAGGGGGUGCAUCCACUGCACGGCGGACACGUGUGAUUGCAGGUGGUUUGCAGAAGAGCUUGACCGCUGCUACGCCUCACUGUCCCUUAAAAGGGAGACCGAGCGCCUAAAGAAGCGGGAGUUGUGCGCCAAGUCAAUUUUGCCGCCAUUUGUGGCUCGCCUCAUUCGUAUCGCACGCGUCUCGCCAAGCGACACUUUUUAUGAUCUGGGCUGUGGAAACGGUAGCGUGCUGUUUCAGGUAGCCGCCCUGACUGGCGCGCGCUGUGUUGGGGUUGAGAUCAACCCUCACAACGCGCGGUUGGCGAACGACGCAUGGGCGUACAUGAAGCCGAUCUUAGAAAAGAAAUACGAACGAAAGCUAGAGGUGCAGAUUGUCUGUGGCGACUUCUGCGAGCUUCUGCGUGAUCCUUUGUAUUUUUCUUCGUCGUCCGUGAUCUGGGCUGCAAAUCUCCUCCUGCCUAGGCCGGUGAACCACUUCCUUUCAGAGCGCCUGCGCAGUGUGCCAAAAGGGACACGCGUUUUGUGCUUUGAAGACCUGUACCCCCACUCGCGGUCGCUCUCUCGUAUCCGUGACCCGGACGCCUUCGACAGGUUCAUUUUUCAUGACUAUCAAUGGCAACCAGAGACGGUGGAGUGGUGCUCCAUGAGCGGAUCCUUUUACUUGUACGAGAAACGUAUUUGA
Messenger RNA from Leptomonas pyrrhocoris, 991 nucleotides. RefSeq lists its product as hypothetical. The record is from RefSeq and is a predicted model, not a curated record. Gene Ontology annotation, molecular function: histone H3K79 methyltransferase activity. Gene Ontology annotation, biological process: DNA repair; DNA damage checkpoint signaling; regulation of transcription regulatory region DNA binding. Bases 152 to 991 code for a protein of 279 amino acids. The transcript has a single exon. NCBI's taxonomy places the organism in Eukaryota, Euglenozoa, Kinetoplastea, Trypanosomatida, Trypanosomatidae. Gene Ontology annotation, cellular component: nucleus.